CUUUCCCAACACGGCUAAUUCCAUGACUCCAUGCUUCUACGGUUCUACGCUGGAGCCGCCGCUGCCCCGAGAGCGGCUCGAGCCGAGGGCACUAGGACCGCGCACGGGGAAGGGGCCGUGGCCGGGGCGGCAGGAGGCGGGGCGGCGCAGGCGCGGGGCGGCGGGGCCAUGUCGCGGUUCGGGGUCGAGGGUCUGGAGGCCGCGGAGGCGCGGGCGCGGUCCCGGCAGCAGGAGCGGCACUACCGGCUGCUCUCUGAGCUGCAGACGCUGGUGAAGGCGCUGCCCAGCCCCUGUCAGCAGCGCCUCUCCUACACGACGCUGAGUGACCUGGCGCUGGCGCUACUGGACGGGACCGUGUUCGAGAUCGUGCAGGGGCUGCUGGAGAUCCAGCACCUCACCGAGAAGAACCUCUACAGCCAGCGGCUGCAGCUGCACAGCGAGCACCGCGGGAUGAAGCAGGAGCUCUUCCACCGGCACAAGGAGGCGCAGCAGUGCUGCAGGCCCCACAACCUGCCGCUGCUCCGCGCUGCCCAGCAGCAGGAGAUGGAGGCUGUGGAGCAACGAAUUCGAGAGGAACAACGAAUGAUGGAUGAGAAGAUAGUCCUGGAACUGGACCAAAAAGUGAUAGACCAGCAGAGCACUCUGGAGAAGGCUGGCGUGUCUGGCUUCUACAUCACCACCAACCCACAGGAGCUGACUUUACAGAUGAAUUUACUGGAGCUGAUUCGGAAGCUACAGCAGAAGGAAUCCGAGUCUGAGAAGGCUUUUUCCUGAACGAGCAAAUCUGCUGGUUUCUUCCUGGAGUUUUCUUCUGAUUUCCCUCUAAUGAAUAGACUGUUCAUGCAUUUGCUUUAUGUCGUGUCAGGAAAUCCUGCUUGGAUUUGAGGAGCAGGUGUCUCUGGUAAGGAAUGGGAGAGGUGAGGAGCUGGAGGUGGACUCACCUUCCACAGGGAUGGUUGGCAGCUGGGAAAAAAGUCCCAAGUUUCUCUCCAACAAGAUGGUGCUAUGUGUGUUGAGGCACAAACAGCCUCUUAAACAGGCUCUUCCGGAGAGACUCUGAGCAGGUACCAGCACCAGGGGAGGAUUUCGGGAUUCUGCCCCACAUUACUGGGCUGUGUUUGCAGUGUCCCACUCAGCUCAGGUAGCAGAGACAUCUUGAGGGCUUUUCUUUCUCCUUAAACCAGUUUCCAAAUGCAGAGAAAUAAAAUCAUUCUGUCCUGCCUCGGGGGCUGCAGAUUUCCCACUGUC
Molecule: messenger RNA, 1248 nt
Organism: Strigops habroptila (Kakapo)
Lineage: Eukaryota; Metazoa; Chordata; Aves; Psittaciformes; Psittacidae
Gene: DGCR6L
Product: DiGeorge syndrome critical region gene 6 like
Exons: 5
Coding region: 31-774 (247 amino acids)
Source: RefSeq, a predicted model, not a curated record